UUUUGGAAAAUAGCGAUAUUUGAGCAUCGCUGAUGUGUGCGCGCAAGGGCAAGCAUGAUGUUGAAGAGGAAAUGGUAGUUUGUCUAGCACAUCCUACAUUUCUGAGUUAUAAAAAUCGUGUGUGCUGAAGACAAUCAUCUCGUCGUGGUCUAGAAAAUUUCUGAAGACCAAUCUCGCCCGUUCGUGCCUCGCUUUCCUCUAAGUCUACCAACCCAGUGUCAUCAUUGAAAAUGUUGCGUCGCCGCAAGAGCAGAGCAGCAGACUAUUUCGAGCUGAUGCGGCUCGAUGCCCAAGAACGCGCAAGGCGGGUUGCUACGUCGAGCGUUCCGGUAUAGUACUUGUGUUGACAAUAUGUAGUGAAUAUAGCACUACGAGCAAAAGCUGUCACCAGACAGGCGGGGUAAGAGGAACUUGUCAUGCAAAUUUGCCGGAAAUCGAAAUGAUGCGGACAACCGCACCGGCGGCAUCAGUCAUGCUUUGAUAUAUCAUUAGCCUGUAAUCCACAAAACAGGACGAGGACCAAGAUGGAGCAGAAGAAAAGGGUCUAGAACCUGUGUCCUCCUUUCAUCUGCAACGCGAGCUGGUGCGUGACGAGGAAAAGUCGUGUCAUAUCACAAGAAAAAGGAAAAACGUUACAAGGAUGAAUUUGUGACGCAGCACUGGAUCACAUUCACAAAACGAAAACGUAUCCAAAUUUCAAUUUGUCAUGCAGAGCAUACACCUUCCUUCGGCUUAGUUUGUGACGCAUGAAUGCUAUCCGUAGUGAAGAAAAUCGUACAACGUUUACGCUUUUUCUUGUGAUAUGUCCAUCCGAUUGCAGUUUUCCGCCGGCAGGGGCAGUAUCGAAACAACUACAACACCAGCCUCCGUCUCCCACCAAAGUCAUCGCCUCUUCGUCUUGUUCGCCACCUGCCACUGCACAUGCGCACAGGGAAAUCGAAUCUGUGAAUUUAUGCCACCGCACAACUCCCCCUCCUUCUGAUUUGUAUGAACACAAACAUCAGGAGCAGCGCACGUGCUGGAGCCCGUGCAUGACAACUUGAUGCGCCGAGUGUUGCCCCUACCUCGUCUGGGCUCGAUGUGAAAUCUGUGAUGCAAACAGUGCCAAGAAGGAAUAGCUGGAUUUGGGAUUUCGCAUGACAAAUAUAUAAGGUGGAGGGAAAGUUGUGCACAACCAUAAUUUUCUGCUGCGAGUAUAACCGGGAGUAGUAGAAGUAGGUCCUCCGACAACGCAUUCGGCGAGGUGAGUUUUCGUUUUAGGAGCGGAGCGCCCGGGGAAACGACGCCGGUGGUAUUGACCAGCAGUCACCUAAAUCCAAUCGGCGACCAGGAAGACCCCGUAGAUGGAGAACGUGAACCGGAGACAGGAACGAACCUCAACCUGCUCAACAGCCCGGAGGUGUACAGCAUGUCGGCUUCGGAGCGCUUCCUGCAGGCGGAUUCUGUAUGCACGAUGAAAACAAGUAUGAUCGCACUCAUUCCUGCAAGAACUUGGAUAUGGAUACCAAACCCAGUACGUGGAAGUUCUGACUCCGGGUAUGCAUACGCUCUCCUGCCUUGGGGCGAUUUGAUGUGUCUGUGUACGAAAAUUGAUAGAUACAGAUUUUGUGAUGUCAGUGGAACGAAAACCUGCAGCCGUGCGUGCGAUCCUUUUUUUGCGCAUGAUACCUUCCCGUUAUGGUGGACGAGUCCUCCUUCUCCUCGUCUGCCGCAGUGCUGCACGAACAUGAACAGAAGCCACCAUCACCUGUAGUGCUGUACGCGCCGCAGCAGUGGACUGCCGCUUGGCACCACCACCUGCUGGAGCAGGGGAGAAUCCAGUUCCGAGCGCUUCCGUCACCGAUCCUGGAAGAGCCUCCGGAGAUCGCGUCUUCGCCAUUGGACCAGCAACUCCUGCAGAACUAUUACCGUGACCAUAUGGAGUUCUCAAAUGUUAAGUACAUUCUCAACGGUUACAUGAAUUUGUAAUGCAUGACUGGCAAAAGUGAAAGAAGCAAGAUUGCGCCUUUUGCAUUACAAGUUUGGCGCAGAUUUUGACACUGUCUCGCCCUUCCGAAAUUUGUCAUGCGAAGCAGCUCGAUCAUCUACCGGCUUAAGGUGUUUUUGCAUGACAAAUUCAUGUAGCAGCUGAGAAUGUAUUAACGUUUGAGAACGCCAUAGACCAUAUUUUGGCACCACCGUCUCCGGAAUCCUUUCCUCCUUUGACAAAUCGAAUCACGAACACCACCGGCCGCAGCACCAACAGACCAGGCGCCAAAUCCGAGGACCCGGUUUGUUCCGGCGGAGAGCAAAGGGCCAGCGGAGUGGACGAACGCGAACCAGUGUUCCAAUAUGGCCUGCUCAGAUAGAACAGUCGCAACUGGUGGAGCAACACGGUUUUUUUUAUUCCUAAAUUUGUAAUAAUAACAAAAGUUACACCUGGCACUAAGUAUAGCUGUUGUAAGUCCACAUCCUGCAGCUUCGUAUGAACGACACGUCGGAUUCCAGUGCGGUUCUCGCUUCCGAUGGAUUGUCAUGCUGAGUGUAUAGAUGUUUGUCAUGCUGAGCGAACUAGGAUGGACCACACGGCGUAUUCAUCAAUAUCACAAGUGGUCAUCCAAUACUUCUCCAGCUGAAGAUGCUGUUCCACCUGGCCAGGCCAUAUCUCGGCGUCUUUUUACGACCCUGUUGAGGGCUAUCACUACACUGUACGAAUGCUUUUGAUUUUAUCUUCCCGUGGUCCAGGAUCAUGAUGAUGAUUGUCUUUGUCAUGCGAAAAUAAAAAAACAUAAAAAUAUUAAAUAACCUGAAUCAACACACACAAAUACUAAUACAGGGGUCGGCCAAGAAAAAUCUGUUUGACGAUUUGGAGAAACCGAUUCCACAUGGUUACGGCACUUUAUGAAAUUGCAAAACGACGUCAGAAGGCUGCCCACUACGCAUGACCAUAUGACUGAGCAUAAAUACGCAAUUACGACUACUUUUGCUUUCGUCCUUCGGCUUCCACCACGGUAAUGUAGUUGAUAUCUAGACGAGGAGACGAGCAACGCCAGUGAUCUAUUCAGAAUGUGCUAUGCGCUAUGCGUUCUUGAAAAGAUGUUUUUGCAAUCAUAAAGCUCUACGGACGAAAGGGGUGACUACUUCCAAGGGGAGUUCAAAGAUGGGGUGAUAUGGUACACAAAACUGGGUCGCCAUUUAUUCUUGUGCAUUACAAAAAUAGGUAGUUGUGUGCUGACAGCACUUCCCGCACAAUCAAAAACGCAAUGCAGACUUAUACUCCUCCAAGCACGAAGUCUUGCAUUCUCAGCCUUGUGAAGAUACUUUUACGGUCAUGCUGCAUGCUUUCCGAAGAAUGAAGCGAAAACAAGGGAUUUUUGUUUGCAGUUUCAAAUCAAUGGCAGCUGUGCGGUUUUUGUCUCUCAUAGACUCGGAACGGGUGGGGGAGUUAUGUCUGGCUCCCGGACGAGGAAGGCCUGUGGUACCAGUUUUUCGGGACCUGGCGACGGGGUGCUCCAGAAGGGUUUGCGUACACCGAGUACAUCUUCACACCGCCGGGGGAGGCCGAGUGCAACGGUAUCCUGUGUGAAAACUGCCCCAGCCCAGUUUUGCCAUGCAAAUCCGCAAGGAUAAAAUGCUUCUGAUGCCCAGCCCCAUGAGGAACGUUCUGAAUUUGACUUUCGACUAUCAAUAUUUGAGAGUUUGUCAUGCUGGAACCCGAAUCAGGAUAAAGCACACGUCGAUUUUGAUUCGACGGCCCCAGACCGCAAGCCCAAAUGUGUCAUGCUCGACGACCAAAACUUAUACUCGUGACUACUAUCUAUGGGCCGGGGAUGUUGUGACACAGGAUAACCGUACGGGAAGUGUACCGCAUCUGCUUCGCGUUUUACGAACACGGCGAAUUGAAGACCGAAUGGUUCUGGGAGGGAGCAUAUGAAAUGCAAAAAUGUCUGGGUCUGGAAACUUGUGAUGCUAGUUUGUGCAUGGUAAGCGCACUGCGUUACGCAGCCACGCAUGACAAGUUUCUGAGCUCCUAUGUGUUUCGCUUCCCGCAUGACAAACUGCGUUGUUGCAUGACAGGUGAGAGGCUACUCUCCUGCUCACGCAUGACAUUGGUGGUCUACGGGCAGGACGUCCCGGUGGCACGACGGCCGAUAAGCUUACAAAUAUCAUGUUGUCGCACUUAAAAAUACUUAAAAGAUGAAGAGCAUCUUACCGAUCAGACAUGAGAUUGAAAUCUUAUUGCCUUGCUAGCGCCAAAGAAAAGGAGCACAGCAUAAGGCAGCAAACUUAUCAUCAUGUAUCAGCUGCAUACGAAGUUUUAUUUUACGAAUUUCGACGAGUAAAAAUACUAAAAAAAUGUUGCAAGUCAGACGUGAGGGCGAGUUCUUACAUCUUGCUAGCGUCAACGAAAAAAGAGUACAGUCGACGACCAACAAAAAACGCGUCAUCAUGUGACCACUUGCAUACGAAGUUCCGCGUACGAAGUGCGACGACAUAAUAUGUAGAAAAGCUUACUAAAU
Molecule: messenger RNA, 4499 nt
Organism: Amoebophrya sp. A120
Lineage: Eukaryota; Dinophyceae; Syndiniales; Amoebophryaceae
Source: the annotation of a GenBank genome assembly